GAACUGCUUACCGACCGACUAGUCAGGAACUGCUUGACCGUGACAGCAAACGCCAUUUUGCUAUUAUUGCAGGAGGUUGCAUUAUCUUUCGUCAACAAUGUAAUGUUCGAUGUGAAAAUGUUUGAUGGAUUUUUACAGUGUUUGUGAUGUUCGAGGCCGAACUUAGCCUAAUAUAACGAAACUAGGAUUAUGGAGGAUCCCAACGAGACGGUCGAUGUCGUUCCCGAACUCUACUUUUUGAUAGCGAAAUUUCUCUCCGGGGGCCCGUUGAAAGAGACCGCAAAGACUUUGCUAAAAGAAUUGGAGAGCGUAGAGGUGCUGCCCCGACGUCUCGACUGGGAGGGACGCGAGCACUCGCAAACUUACCAUGAAUUGGAGUCGCAGUACGCGGAGGUGUCGGCGCGGCGGCUGGCGGCGGUGUGCGCGCGCGCGCUGCAGCUGGCGCGCCGCGCGAGCGCCGCGCCGCAGCAGCUCGGCCCGCGCCUGUCGCUGCUGAGCGAGGCGCUGGUGCGCGCCGCGCCGCGCUACGCCUCGCACAAGGAAGACCACGCGCUGGUGCGGCGCCUGGUGUCGCGCGAGCUGGGCGCGCGGCCGCACGUGGCGCGCGCGCCGUGCCCCUUCCCCCCGCGCCUGCUGCGCGGCGUCACGCUGCAGCGCCGCACGCUGGGCCACCUGUCCGCCGUGUACUGCCUCGCCGUGGAGCGCAGCGGGCGGUUCGUGCUCACCGGCGCCGACGACCUGCUCGUCAAGGUGUGGCGCACGGACGGGCGGCUGGCGGCCACGCUGCGCGGCGCGGGCGCGGAGAUCACGGACGUGUCGGUGUCGGCGGACGGCGCGCUGCUGGCGGCCGGCUCGGUGGAGCGCCUGGUGCGCGUGUGGUGCCUGGCCACGGGCGCGCCGCGCGCCGUGCUGCACGCGCACCAGGGCACCAUCACGUCCGUGGCCUGGGCGCCGGGCUGCGGCGAGGGCGGCGCGCGGCGCCUGGCGUCCACCAGCACGGACGGCUCGGUGGCGUUCUGGACGUGCUCGGCGGACGGGCAGUUCGCGCCGCGCCCCGUGCAGUACGUGGAGCGCCUGCGCCCCGGCGCCUGCCACAUGAUCUGCGCCGCCUGGUCCGCCGGCGGCGCCUUUCUCGCUGCAGGCAGCGCGGACCAGCGCGUGCGCGUGUACGCGUUGCACGGCGCGGCGCCGCGGCGCGUGCUGGAGACGCCGGCGCACAGCGACGCGGUUGACUCGCUGGCGUGGGCGCACCGCGGCCUGCGCUUCGUGUCUGGCAGUAAGGACGGCACGGCGGCGCUGUGGACCCUGUACGCGACGCAGUGGCGCCACACCGUGCUGCGCGUCGCGGGCCAGCAGGACGACAACAAGAAGCUCAAGGUGACGAUGGUGUGCUGGGACUGCAGCGACGAGUUCGUGAUGACGGCCGUCUCCGACAGCUCCGUGCGCGUGUGGUGCGCGCGCACCUGCACGCAGAUCCGCGUGCUGAGCGGGCACCGCGACGAGGCGUACGUGCUGGAGGCGCACCCGUGGCUGGCGGGCGUGCUGCUGUCGGCCGGCCACGACGGCCAGCUGUUCCUGUGGCACGUGCGCGAGCCGGAGCCGCUGGCCAGCUUCCACAACCUCAUCGAGGGGCAGGGCGAGGGCGCCAUCUUCGACGCCAAGUGGGGGCCCGACGGCACCGCCGUGGCCGCCUCCGACUCGCACGGACACCUCAUACUCUUGGGCUUGGGCGCGGGCCACCCUCUGCUCGCGCAGCUGCCGACGGAGCUGUUCUUCCACACGGACUACCGGCCGCUGGCGCGCGACGCGCUGGGCGGCGCGCUGGACGAGCAGACCGAGCUGCCGCCGCACCUCAUGCCGCCGCCCUUCCUCGUCGAUGUCGAGGGCGCGCCGCACCCGCCGUCGUUCCAGCGCCUCGUGCCGGGGCGCGAGGCGCUGCCGCUGGAGCAGCUGGUGCCGCGCACGCGCCUCGACGCCAUGAUCGAGGCGCUGGCCGCCGAGCCCGCCACGCCGCCCGAGGCGCCGGCCGCGCACGGCGUGUGGCGCGGCGAGGGCGUGCGCCACACGCCCGGCUCGUGGCACGGGCUCGACGUGCCGCUCAGCACGCGCCCCAUCGUGCCGCCGCUGGCGCGCGCACUGCGCGAACACAUCGACGCCACCAGCGCGGAGCUGAACGCGUGGGAGAUGGCGUGGUACCGGCGCGAGAUGCGGCGCCGCCCGCUCAUGAUCAGCACGGCGGUGGGCGAGGGCCCGCGCCGCCGCCCCGGCCGCCGCCCGCGCGCCGCGCCCCGCGCCCGCCCCGCGCCGCCCCGACCCGCGCCCCAAAUGCGCUUGGAGGACGAAGUAGCGGAAGUGCUAGAGGAAAGCGGGAACGAGACGUCGGACGAGUCCGUGCAGCUGUCUCCCUCUCGCUCGUCCCGCUCGUCACGCUCGUCCCGUUCGUCUCGCUCGUCUCGCUCGUCUAGGUCGUCCCGCUCGAGGCGCUCCAGCGACACGGACUCUGACAGCUCGCACACCGACGCCAAAAGUAACAGCUCGGCAUCGUCGCAGUACUCGGACUGGGAGGCGGGCGCCGCACUCGCGCCGCCCGCGCGCGCCCGGCGGCGGCCCGUGCCCAUCGCCAGAUACAGUCCGAGCACGGCUACAGCCAAGCGCGCGACGCCCGCCGCCGCCAGCUCGUCCGGCGCCGCGCCCGUCGCGCCGGGCAGCCCGACAGUCGCGUCGAGCAGCGCGGCAGUCGCGUCUAGCAGCGCGGGCGUCGCGCCGGCGGCGGCGGAGCUGCCCGAGGCGUACCGCGUGGGCGAGUGGCUGACGGCCGUGUCGCCGCGCAAGGCGCCCUACCACCCGCAGAUGGGCGACCACUGCCUCUACUUCCGCCUGGGCCACCAGCGCUACUUCGAGGCGGUGGCGGAGAAGGACCUGUACAAGAUCCACGCGCGCGACAAGCCCUGGGAGCUGAUGCAGCUCUACGAGUGCGAGGCGGUGCAGGUGGUGGGCAUCAAGUACGCGAUCAAGCCGCCGCGCGUCGUGUGCCUGCGCCUGUCGCGCGCGCGCGACGCCCGCGCCUUCACCGUGCGCUACCACGACAUGCCCGACGUCAUCGACUUCCUGGUGCUGCGCCACCACUACGACGCGGCGGUCGCGAGGCGCUGGGGCAGCGGCGACCGGUUUCGCUGCAUGAUCGACGACUCGUGGUGGACGGGGCAGGUGCUGGAGCGCAUCACGCCGCCGCAGAGCGCGCCGGCGCUGCCCGACGCCACCCCCGAGCAGGGCUGGGCCAAGGACGCCGCUUCAAACUUCCUGUCGCUGCGCGUGCGCUGGGACAACGGGGAGGUGGAGCGCCUGUCGCCCUGGGACCUCGAGCCGCUCGACCCCGAACGGCUGCCGGCGGAGCCGGGCGGCGCGGUGGCGGUGCUGCCGCACGAGCUGGAGGCGGUGCUGGCGCGCGGGCACGAGUGGCCGCCGCACGCCUGCCGCACCAUCGCGCACCACAUCUCGCAGGUGAUGUCGCUGUCGGUGGCGGAGCCGUUCGUGGCGCCGGUGGACCUGCAGCUGUACCCGUCCUACGCGCUGGUGGUGCCCUAUCCCGUCGACCUGGCCACCAUCCGAGCGCGCUUCGACAACCUGUUCUACCGGCGGCCGGCCGCGGCGCAGUUCGACGCGCGCUACCUCGCCUCCAACGCCGAGCAGUUCAACAAGCCGCACUCGCCCAUCGUGCGCCAAGCGCGCCUCGUCACCGACCUGCUACUUCACAUCAUCAGCUCGUGGCGGCAGGUGGACGUGGUGGCCAAGUACCACGAGCUGGCCGCCGCCUACCACUCCUCCGACGACGACGCGCCCGACAAGAAGCGCAAGACGAACCGCGGGCGCGCCAACCGGCGCAACAAAGCGCAGCAGAACGGCGUCGCGCCUGCGCAGAGCGACGAGCGCAGCUGGGAGCAGGCUUGCGCGGCGCUGCUGCGCGAGCUGUGCGCCUCGCCCGACGCCGAGCCCUUCCGCCAGCCCGUGUCGCCCCUGCAGGCGCCCGACUACCAGGCGGUGAUCCCGCGGCCCAUGGACCUGGGCACGGUGCGGCGGCGGCUGGAGCAGCGGCUGUACUCGCGCGCCGCUGAUGUCGCCGCCGACAUCAGGCUGGUGUUCGCUAACAGCCGCCUCUACAACACCAACAAGCGGAGUCGGAUAUACUCCAUGACAGUUCGCCUGUCGUCGCUGUUCGAGGCGCUGUGGGCGCGCCUGCCCGAGGCGGCGGGGGCGAAACGAGGCGCGCGGCGAGGCGCGAGGCACCGCACGCGGCGAGGCCGAGGCAGGCCCGCGCGCGAAGUUGACCUCGACCAUGCGGCGGCCGCGACGUCGGAGCCGCGUGCGGCGCGCGCUCGGCGCGCCGCGUCCGCCAGCUCGGAGGGCGAGCCGCUCGCCGCCACGUCGCGCCGCGUGCACGCGCUGCGCGGCGCCGCGGCGCACGGCGGCGGGCACGCGGCGCCGCGCCGCGCGGACUCGUGGGACAGCGACGUGCCGCUCACGUCGCACAGGAAAGGCAAAGGCGUGGGUAAGAAGAGUAAAAGCGCCGCCUCCGCCUCCUCCAGCAGUCGCGCCCCGCCCGACUUCCCGAGCACCAGCAACGGGCGCGCGACGCAGUCGGACUCGGACGGGGAGUCCAACCCCGCCCCGCGCGCCGCGCGCACCACCCCCUCCGACGACGCCAGCCUCUACACCAGGAUAGAGGUGCUGGAGGAGGAGCUGGCGGAGGACGAGGCGGAGCUGGAGUACCGGCCGCCGCCGCGGCACCGCCACCAGCACCGCGCCGCCAAGCCGCACCGGCGGCGGCGGCGGCGCGGGGCGGCGCGGGACAAGGACAGAGGGUCGGGCGAGCGACGCGCGCGCAAGCGGCGGCGCCUGCGCAGCUCCGCCAGCAGCGGCGGCGCGCCCACGCUCAAGAGGGUGCGCGAGCGGUUCUCGGAGGGCAGCUGGUCGUCGUCCAGCUCGGAGUCGGGCUCGGGCUGGGGCUCGGGCUCGGCGCGGCGGCGCUACGAGUCGGACCGCUCCUACAAGCCCGCCACCAACUACUCCACCGACGACGACCAGCCGCUGCUGGCGUACAGACAACGCGCGGGCUCGGAGGAGGGCGCGGGGCCCUCGCGCGCGGCGCGCGGCGCGCAUCGGAGCGCGGGCGUGUCGCUGCGCCGGCGCGGCAGUCCGCGGCGCUACAACGAGGACAGCGAGGAGGACUCGGUGGCCGCCAUCAGCAAGCGCGGCCCGCACCACCAGCAGCUGCAGCUGCAGCAGCACCAGCGCGCCAUGAUGCGCCACCGCCACCACGCGCAGGGCGCGGCGCACGUGGAGGCGCGCGCGGCGCGCGUGCCCGACACCGACCACAACUACUUCAACGGCCACGCGUUGCACGGCGCUCCCAACGGCGCGGGCGGCGCGUCGUCGGGCUCCGGGGGCUCCGGGCCCGUGUCCAUCUCGUCGCGCGGCCGCGUGCGCAAGCUCACCGCGAAGGCGCGCGGCCUGCUGCGCCCCUGACGCGAGCCCUAGGCCUCCCAGACCUCUGUCGGCGCGGCGCCGACCCUCGUCGGUCUGCGGGACCCUACACGUGCAAUACACAGGCGAGGGUAGCGUGAGAGCAGUGGAGCACUCCCCAGCGCGGGGAUAGUAGGCGUAUUCGUACCUAAUUCAAUACCGAUGGGAACUCGCAGGAAAUCCUGCGAGCGCGGGAACAAGGACAACGCGUGUAGUCCCCUUGUCCCCGUUAGCCGCGCCCCCGUUAACGGGGACAGCGGGAAUAGAACAAAAUUAUUAAAAACUCGUCCCGUUGUCCCCGCUCUCUGUCCUCGCUUAACGUACUUGUACACUGCAACAGUUGCACGCGCGGUCGCAGCGAGCAAAUUUCGACUUUACGAUGGCAGAAUAAAAUCGCUUUGUUCUAAAUCUAAACCAUACAUUUUGUACCACCGAUUUUUAUUUUACAAGGUUUUGACUGCAGUCGCUAAUUGUAAAUUUGUUUCUAAAAACUAUAAAAUCUGGAUCGUAGGUAAAAUGAACAUACAAUCCGAAUUUAUGAUCUUUGUCUACUAACAGAUUAUAUACAUAAAUUAUAAAUCGGCCAAUUCAUAUAAAUCACUCAUGACAUAAACUAAACUAUAUGACAGAAAAAUGUAAUUAAACGUUACAUUUUGUCCAAUUUAGUGUAAGUAAUAAAAUUGUGUAUAAUUUGUAUAUAAUUGUUGUAUAAUACAAUGAUGUACUUACGCACAGUGUUCUGUAUAAUAUUUAAUGUACGUAUAAAUUAGAAUAAGUUGAAACAGUUGUAGUUUUUAUAUGGAAAUUAGAGAUGGUCGUUUUUGUAAAAACGUUUUUGAACAACGAUGCGAGUAUACGAUGCCGGCAUCCGAUGCCAAUAUAUCGAAAAACGGAUGCCCGCAACGAAUCGAAUAAUACGAUCUGUGCGAACGAGAUAGUUGACCACGCAACGGAAAGCGGGCGGCGCAUCGGCACUACUCGGCAGUCGGCACGCCUGACGCCACUGCUACAUAUAUAUUACAUUACUAGAUGCGACAUCUUUAAUGUGGAAAGACUAGGUUUACCUAUCUACUCUAUCCACCUCAUACAACAGCAUCUAUUACGUAACUUUCAUAUAAUUUUAUGACAGAUUAUUUUUCAGUAUGUAGGUAC
This is a messenger RNA of Maniola jurtina (meadow brown), 6672 nucleotides long. RefSeq names its product bromodomain and WD repeat-containing protein 1 (gene BRWD3). Gene Ontology annotation, biological process: regulation of transcription by RNA polymerase II; regulation of cell shape; cytoskeleton organization. Bases 190 to 5523 code for a protein of 1777 amino acids. Lineage: Eukaryota; Metazoa; Arthropoda; Insecta; Lepidoptera; Nymphalidae. Gene Ontology annotation, molecular function: protein binding. The transcript is spliced from 39 exons. The record is from RefSeq and is a predicted model, not a curated record. Gene Ontology annotation, cellular component: nucleus.